Messenger RNA from Lates calcarifer (barramundi perch), 1533 nucleotides. RefSeq names its product apoptosis, caspase activation inhibitor (gene aven). Bases 52 to 1038 code for a protein of 328 amino acids. Lineage: Eukaryota; Metazoa; Chordata; Actinopteri; Centropomidae. The record is from RefSeq and is a predicted model, not a curated record. The transcript is spliced from 6 exons. Gene Ontology annotation, biological process: negative regulation of G2/M transition of mitotic cell cycle.
CCACAAUAUUACAGUGUCACAUUCUAAACUGUCCGGCCACAGUAGACAGUAAUGGAGGGUAGACCGAGCAGAGGCAGAGGAGGCAGUUGGAAAAGAGGUGGCCGGGGUGGACAUGACAGUGACAGCUUUAGCGGUGAACACCGGGGCAGAGGCCGAGGAGGCCACCACCGUGGCCGGGGCAAAAGAGACCACCACCGCGGGCGUGGACGCGGGGGAAGCGCCCAUGGAUCGGAAUUCCGUUACCAGAUGAGAGAGCAUGGGGAUCAAGAUGAAGGAAACAACUUUGAGGAGGAAGAUGACAGGAGGGAGGUUUUCUCCAGGAGGAAACUGGAGUCAAACUGGGAUCGUUACAAAGAGUCGGAGAGACCGGAGCCUGAUGAUGACAUGCCGACUCAGAGAGGAACUGAUUACCACGUCCUGCUGGAGUCAGCAGGGGAUUCCUUCACUCAAUUCCGGUUUUCAGAAGAAAAAGACUGGGAGAUGGACUCAUUUACAGCCAGUCAGAUGUCGGCUGUGUUUGUGGACCUCCCAGCUCUGGCUCAGAGCCUUCAGCAGAUUCCUCUCCAUCAGAGACUCAACCUGGAGGCUGAGCUGGUUCAGGUCUCUACACCAGUAGAGCUCCCCACAGUCGCCGUCACACCUAAACAGGAAGUGCCCAAACCGUCCACAUUCACUCUACCGUCCACAACUUUAAAAGGUCUCAGUGCCAACCAGAAAGUCCCAGUGGUUACAAACCCAGUGUCCAGCUCAAACUCGAAGUCUUCCUCAGAUGUUGCAGAGCCGCCGGUGGAUGACGAUGGUGAUGAAGAGCUGGACCAGCUGCUCGGUUUACAAAAACCAGCCCCCAGUGUUACAGAUGAGGAAAGUGCCCGUCCAGAGAAAGAGUGUGAGGAAAUAAAGGAGGUGACACUGGAGGUGACAGAAGAGAAGAUGGAGGAGGUGAAAGACAAAGAUGUCACACCUCCAAAGCCUGCCUCCGUCAAGCAGGAAAUGACAGAGGAGGAUCUGGAGGACUGGCUCGACAGCAUGAUCUCCUGACCGCUGAUGAUGAAGGACAGAGGUUUGUGAAGGAAACUGGACUUUAAAAAAAAAAUCACGGCUAUAAUCAAAGCUAAUUACUAAGUACACAUGCUAAAUGACUUCAUAGUGGGACUUUUUUUGUGUAGUUUCUGGUGCUGAAAAAGAGACAAUAUGUUCAGAGGUGCAGAGAUGGGACAGAACGUCUUGAACGUUGUGUCACAAUGUUCCCUCUGCACUUCAGGCUUCAGAGAAAGAAUUUUCUGUUCCCUGCAAGAUUGUGAAAGUUACACACCGCAGGUAGUGUAUGCCGCCAGAGGGAUCCCCCGCUGCCGAAAGGGACAGACGAAUAGCGAAACAGGUCACUGACAACACAUUUGGUUUAUUGCGUCAAUUAGUUUAUUAAUUUCCUCCCCCUCGUUAAAAGAAAUGCCGUUUACCAAAGCUACUACAUACAUACAAAUGGCCAUACAAUAGCAGUUAACCAUCUUGUCGUCAAUAAAUCCCUGAACCAAG